Strongylocentrotus purpuratus (purple sea urchin) is the source of this 2403-nucleotide messenger RNA. RefSeq names its product ATP synthase mitochondrial F1 complex assembly factor 1-like. NCBI's taxonomy places the organism in Eukaryota, Metazoa, Echinodermata, Echinoidea, Camarodonta, Strongylocentrotidae. The transcript has 10 exons. The coding region runs from base 25 to 903 and encodes 292 amino acids. Gene Ontology annotation, biological process: mitochondrial proton-transporting ATP synthase complex assembly. The record is from RefSeq and is a predicted model, not a curated record. Gene Ontology annotation, cellular component: mitochondrion.
UUUAGGCCCUCUAUCGGUGAUUGCAUGAUAAUAAAAAUGGCAGCCUCCAUGCGAGUCAUGUUUCAGCACAAUAUCAACAAGUUUUUGCUUACUCCCGCAUCAUGGAGACCAGUUGCAAGGACACUGAAUGUAUCUUAUGCCCACAGUAGCAAGGCAGAUGAAGAUUCGUCUAUCGACAAAAAUCCCUUCUACGAGAAAUACGCAGACAAGUUAAAGAAAUUGCAGAGUUCUAACCCUGAGGAAUACCAAAGACGUCUUCAUUUGAUGAGAGAAUCUGUAAAGAAAAAGGAAGAUGUCACUCAAGAGCAAACUCCCACACUAUCAGAUCAGCCAAGGCCGAAGUUAAUGUCUGGAACCAGUGGAGAAGAGAAGGGAUUGGACUCUGUGGUCAAGGUAGAUCUACUAAGAAAACAUUCUGCAGAAGAAAUAACAGAGAUAUGGAAAGGCUUCCACCGUGAAAAGGAUUUCAUUUGCGCAGUCAUACCUAAAGAAACCUAUGCUAAAAUACAGCAGAAGGCAAAAGAGUUUCCUAUGUUCCUGUAUCCACUACCUAGGGAUGAAGGGUACGAGUUCUUCUUUGCCCAAUUCUUCAUUGACAGCUGUUACUUCACCUCGGUCAUUAAUUAUCAGGCGUACCAAGAAAAUGCUCCAGCACUUCUGACUCUCACUCACUACACCGAGCUACAAGAAGAAAAAGGAAUUGUACUGAUGAGGGGAGAGUUGGACACAAAAUAUUUGACCGUUCAGCAAGCCCAGUUCUUUGCCAAUGAAGUCCAGCUCUACUAUGCUUCAGAUGACGCAGACAGAUUGCGGUUGCUAAGGGAUUUCAACAAGAGACCAGCCGAUUUUAAGCAUGCGGACCUGAUAGAUCAGCUAUCAAACACAACCGUCAACUUGAGCUAACCAACUUUAAUCAAGACAAUUGAGAGAUUUUUGGAUGAAAAGUAUUCCAAAGACAAAAAGGCAACUUGUAAUGGUGAUAACAAUCUUCAAGUAUUUCAACGAUGACAUAUUUUUAGUUUGAUGCAGAUGGAAUGUGUUUUCUAAGGAACUACAUUGUACAGAAAGAGAAAUUAACUGAUUUCAAACAUAUGAUCCUGAUAGAUCAGCUCUCCAAAACGUGAGUCGACCUGAGUUUGCCAGACUCGUUGAACAACAAAGAGAUGUUCUGUUGCACCGACAAGGUUUUAAGACAGAAGAAGAUGACCUUCAUUGUGAGAUGUGAUGUAUAAUGGAUGUCCAAAACAAAAGAUUUCAACCAGAGACCAGGGACCCGUUUCACAAAGCCUUUUUUCAAUGACAAAUGACAGAUAACCACUCAGAAGCAAGGAUUUCAGUAGCUUACACCAACAAGAGGGCAUAGUCUCAAGCUUGCAAAGCCGAGGUGUAGGACAAAUGUAAGGAAGAACACAUUUAGUCACAGAGUGAUUGACGACUGGAACUCUCUGCCUGAAGUAGCAGUUCAGGCUCCCACCAUAGAUGCCUUCAAAACCAGGCUUGAUCAUUGCUGGAAGGAACAGUGUCAUAUCUCUCAAUACUCGAACUGAUUUCUUUAAUUUCUUAAUUUUCUUUCCUCCUGGGACAAGAUGCAACCUCUUGCCCCUCUGCCUCCCUUGUAUAUACCGGUAGUGAGAAUUAUCAUUAAAGAGAACGAGUACAAGAAGAUAGACCUGGAAGCUUGACUGCUGUCUCAGCAUUCUUCCAGUAUUUGCGGUAACGUAAAGGUAAAGUAAAGACUGUCAUUUGUCACUCGGAUGACAAGUUUUGUGAAACGGGACCCAGACAAGUAGAAGCAUGUGAAUAUGAUGGGUUAGCUUUCCAAAACAGUGGUCAAUCUGGGUUAUCCAGACUUGUCUGACAAUGAUGGGAUGCUUUGCUGCAUUGAAAUGGCCUCAGGACAGAAAAAGGAAGGUAUGUUGAGAGGAUGGCAGAUGUUCGACUUGAACAGUAAGUUUUACUGAGCUGGUCGACACUGGAUGAUCAGUGUUUAUGAUGCUGGUUUUGUUCAAACACUCAUGUCUUACACUCUGUGAUGCUCCUAGUGAUCCAUCGUCAUUACCCAAUUCAUAGCCGAGCAGCCAGAUAAGUUGCGCUCUUGCAUAUCUGGUGCCCAUGUACACUUGGAUGCAGAGUGGCAAAUAUGGAUUAAUGUCUUGCCAAAGCUCUAAUCAACCCUUUGAUUAAAGGUCAAGAGAAUAUACCACUCUACCGUGACACCUCCUCAAGAUGUGUUUUGAACAAGACUGUCCCUCAGAUAGGAUGUUAAAUGGAGGCCCCAUGAACAGGAGUGCAGCCAACUAUGCAUGUGAAGCAGGGUUUUUUCAUCCCCUUUCUCUCUCCAUUUCCCUCAGCCUCACUCUCUGUCCCCCUCCCCUUACUCUCUGUCCCCUCCCCCUCAUUCCC